AUGACCUACCCAUCUACCUACACGGCCUACCGUCGCAGCGCCGGUCAAGAGAAGGCCUCUCGUCAAAACCCUCUCACCCUUGAGCAAAGCCAAGAAAAUCUGCCGCAAGAAAAAGACCUCGGCCCCAACGAUGUAGUCAUCAAGAUCCACGCUGUAUCGCUCAACUACCGCGACGUCGCUAUGCUGGUAGCUGAGUACCCGCCUGCUGUCACGGAACAAGGCAUCCCAUGCUCUGAUGCCUCCGCCGAGGUCGUCGGUUUGGGCUCUGCAGUCAAGAACUUCAAAGUGGGAGACAUUGUUGCCCCGAUUUGCAAUCAAGGCGACUUUCAUCCCACGGAUGACAGCAUCUCGGUGGCUAUCGGUGCGAACGGUGCGGGUGUACUGAGGGAGUAUGCCGUUUACCAGGAGAAGCACUUGGUGCACCUGCCGAAGCAUUUGUCGUGGGAGGAGGGCGCAAUGUUACCGUGUGCAGGUGUCACUGCUUGGAAUGCGCUGGAUUCGUUGGAGACGGUACAAGAGCACUCUAGUGCUCUACUACAAGGCACCGGCGGCGUUUCCAUGUUCUCCUUACUGCUUUGCCUCGCCGGCGGCAUCACUCCAAUCAUAACCUCAUCCUCGAACGACAAGAUCAAGGCGAUCCAAGAUCGGAUCAGCGACAAAGUCCGCGGUCUAAAUUACAAGACCGACGACCAAGCUGCCAAGAUCAAGGAACUUACAAAUGACCGCGGCGUCGAUUUCGUAGUCAACAACACUGGCGUCGGCUCCCUUAUCGAUGAUAUCUCUUACCUGUGCGCUCGCGGCGGCACUGUCUCGCUAGUCGGCUUCCUCGCCGGCUGGGAAGCGGAUUGGAAGCCAGCUCAGCUGAUGGCCCUGAUGGGUAAGGGCGCCAAGCUCAAAGGCAUCGCUGUAGGAUCGAAGAAGGAUUUCGAGGAUAUGAAUGCGUUCAUUGAGGACAAGAAGGUCAAGUUUGAUGUCAUGCUUGACAAGACGUUUGGGUUCGAGGACGCGAAGAAGGCCUUUGAUCUUCAAUUGUCGGGCAACUUUUCUGGUAAGAUUGUCAUCAAGGUCGCGCAGUGA
This is a messenger RNA of Alternaria novae-zelandiae, 1077 nucleotides long. RefSeq lists its product as uncharacterized. The coding region runs from base 1 to 1077 and encodes 358 amino acids. The record is from RefSeq and is a predicted model, not a curated record. NCBI's taxonomy places the organism in Eukaryota, Fungi, Ascomycota, Dothideomycetes, Pleosporales, Pleosporaceae. The transcript is spliced from 3 exons. Gene Ontology annotation, molecular function: oxidoreductase activity.